Penaeus indicus is the source of this 5716-nucleotide messenger RNA. RefSeq lists its product as uncharacterized. Lineage: Eukaryota; Metazoa; Arthropoda; Malacostraca; Decapoda; Penaeidae. The coding region runs from base 481 to 2466 and encodes 661 amino acids. The transcript is spliced from 5 exons. The record is from RefSeq and is a predicted model, not a curated record.
CCGGACGUCGGCGGCUCGGCCUCAGUGUUCCUCGGGACUGCGUGGUGUGAGGGUGUCUGUCCGCGCAGCUCCGUCGCCGAACUCGCGCUACGCGGAAACGUGCGAGGAAAGGGGAAAUCUUGUUUGAAUUUCUUUCAUUGUUUAUUUAUUUGUUCUUCCCCCGACGCGAGUUCUCUCUUUGUGUGCGUUUGUUCGGAGGAGAAAAUUCGAAAGAAGGAAAAAAAAAGUUUUUGUUGUGUGAUUGCCGUAGAAUGUUAGUGCAAGAGAUGGAAAUGUUUCUCAGAUAUGCCUCGGUGUCUUUCCUUCGUUACCAUUGAAAUGUAACAGCCUCCUUUCGGUCGGAAUUAAGCUCUGAGAUUGGAAAUUGAUUCGCCUGCGGGAUUCCUGAGAUAAUUUGAGAUUGAACAGCGAAAUGUAGCGGAAGAUAUGUCGAGUUCAAGAGUGAAGAAUCUGUCUAGUUGAAUUCACAUUACCAAGGAGAUGUUUGGGCAGGUCCUCCGACUGGCUCUCCUGCUGAGCCUGCAAAGGAGGUCCUGGGCCUCGACGCUCUUCCCGGGGGAUCCUCCUCCAAGACCACCUGUGGCUCCUCCUCCCCGCCCGCUGCCGCCCACGCGAUACUCGGACCACUCCUACCCGUAUGCCUCCGGGCUCGUCCACACGCACGGCCUCGGCCACGGCGGCGGCGGCGGCGGCGGCGGCGGCGGCGGCGGCUUCCUCGACUUCUACGACAGCUUCGACGAGGCCGGGGAGAGCUGGGAGGAGGACGAGUCGUGGUGGGACGGCGUGGAGGAGGUCGUCCUCACCAACUCCUACCACGAUGGCUUCUCCUACGACGACCUGGCCUACGAGGACGACCUGUACGACAUCAACUACACGUGCACCGACACCAUGGAGUGCGACGAGUUCGCGGCUCUCCCCCCGCCCCCCGACUUCAUCCUCACCCUGCCCCCUCCCCCCGUCCCUCCCUUCCUCCAGGGGGCCAUCGGGCGCCUGCAGGAGGAGGGGGGGAAGAUGAUGAAGCAGGAAUCACAGAAGGACGAGGACGAGAAGGGGGAGGAAAUGGGCUGGGAGUUCGACCAGUGCGCGCUGUGCGAGUGGGCCGGCGGGGGCAACAAGACGCUCAACCUUCUCCCUCCAGUAUCAGAAUCCGGCGUGGGCGGUGGGAUGAUCGGCGUGCUCGUGGGCGUGGCGCUGAUCUCCGCUGUGGUGGGCGCUGCUGUGAUGGUCGUCCUGCUGAGGUGCCGCAAAUUCAAGAUUCUGCCGUCCGGUCGAGACACGUGCCCGAUGCUGCUGCGAGGCACGUGGACCAAGGGCUCGAGCGCCAGCGCCACGGCCAGCGGCCCGGGCGGCACGGCGACCCGCGGCGUGCCUGCGGGCGAGGCGGCGGGCAAGGCCGGCGAGGAGGCGGCUGCGGCGGGCGGCGGCACCACCCACACGGGCUGGAGCAUGAAGCUGUGGCGGCGCGGGUCCUCGCAGGAGCGCCCCCUGCGGCCGGCGUCGUCCCAGGGCUCCGAGAACUCGUACACGGAGGAGCCGUACGUGAACGCCGACGCCCAGAGCGCCGUCUACGCCGAGCUCAACUCGACGUCGGGGUCGACGCCGGCCGGCAGCGCGGCCAGCGGCGUGUCGUACCACCCGUACUCGCUCAACACCUACUCCGAGAUCCCCGACCCGCUGCGCCCGCUCUCGCUCGCGGGCGGCCUGCGGGCGUACAUCAGCGAGGGCACGUACGAGAACGCGGGCUACGUGCUGUCGGAGGCGGGGCUGGAGCAGCCCGAGAGCUCCGUGGGCUCCACCUCCACGCCCUCGUCCGCCUACUACUCGGACGUGUCGUCGUCGGACACGCAGAAUAACAAGAAGAAGAAGAAGAAGAGGAAGAACGAGGAGCUGAACAACCUGAACCUGCAGCGCUCGCUCAUGCCGGCCAACAUCUCGGCGAGCGUGAGCAUGAUCAGCAACCACAUCCUGGGCCACGGGCCCCAGGCGCUGGCCGGGCCCGAGCGCCACGGGCCCCUGCGCGACGCGGGGCUCACCGCGGGCCCGGUGCUGCACCCCGGCCUUCACAACCGAGAACUCCUCCCCCUGGCCCUCGAGCUCCUGCCCCAGCACGUCGCCCUCGACAACAGAGGCGUGGAGGGCGUCCUGCCGCCGCUGCAGCCCAACAUGAACGUCAUACAGACCGCCAGCCAGGUGCAGACCCUGCCUGGCAACCUCAAAAAUAUAAACGAGGCUCGAGCCGUGCUGGGCGCCCCGCAGUCCUUAGGCGGGACGGUCAACGCCAACGCGAGUCCGGGCGCCCCCGCGGGCCUCAACAACAACCUGGAGGAGGAGGGCGACGAGGGCAGUCACAGGCCCCUGCCGCCCCUGCCCAGCCGCCAAGUGCAGGGGCCGCAGCGAAGAGGCGUGUACGUGGGGCAGAGCAAGCAGGACCAGCCGCUGCCGCCGGUGCCCUCCGAGUACGUGUGAGCCUCCCCGGCGGCGACGCAGGAGAGCGGGCUGCUCGGUCGGUCGUCGCUCUCCAGGGAGCGACUGAGGGACGCGGCGCCUCCCCCGCGGCGCCCGGCAGGAACCCUUGCUGGCGGCGCUGCGCUACUUAACAUAUCGACGAAACUCGAAGUGAAGAUCUCUAGCUUUGUGCAAUGACAAGAAAAACCCAAGACGUGUGUUUGGUUGGAGUGGCCGGACUUUGUGCUGAGGUUUGUGAGAGGUUGGAAGGAAGCCGUUUUUGUAAGAAACGACGCACACUCAAAAUUAGGACGACAUUUCAUAAUACAUGUAAAGAUGGGCAUCAUUAUUUUAGAUCGUACUUUGUGUAUAUAAUGUAAAGUGUGUACAUAGAUAACAUUAAAUAAGCUAAACUACUUUGCCAAGAACAUUUUUUUCUUGUAACUGUGAUUUUUGUUCAAGUGUUGAGAGGAUUGUACCUCUAGGUGUUAUUAUUAUAAAUGUGCGUGUCUGCGUGUGCACGCGUUAUUGCCACAGAUCCUAGGUUUUGAUCGAUUUAAGCGGUGGACGAGUUUCUACAACUCCCUCACGCCACAGAAGGAACAUGACAACCUCACUCUGUUUUAUUUUUCUUUCUUUUUUCUUCCCUCUUUUUGGGUACUAUUAUGAAUUUUUCUCACUACGUAUUUUUCUUGCUGUGAAAAUGUCUACCUGCCUAUCGGGCGAGGUGGCCACAACUUCUGUUCCCUCUCGUUCUGUUUCUCAUUCCGAACCUUGGUAAGACGGACCCACGCCUACUGUUCACGUGGGUCGGAGGAGCCAGAUUUGUGGCCGUCCGAGCGCCUCCCGAACGGCGGCCACAGGGGUCUCUGCAGGCUCAAUAGGAACUAGUCAACGCGAUGCAUUCCGAAGGAGUUGGGCGGAGGUCCAGAGGAGGAGUCUCGUCCUCCUACUCACACCCGGCCCUUCUCUACUUCGCUCUUCUCUUUCACUCCCUCUUUCUUCUGUUUUCAGUCUUUCUGAUUCUUAUAUUUCCCCUUGAAUUCUCCUGAACUCUCUUAGAACUUGGCCUCUCUUUUUUUCCUGUUCUGUCAAGGUGUCAAAUCCUGAAACUGUGAAAAGCUGAAAAGAUCUGAAAUUCGUGUUUACUGUAAGAAACGUGUGUUGUGAAGAGGUCUUUAUAGUCAGCAUUUCCAAUGUUAGAUUUAAUUAUAUAAAAGGUGAAGAAAAGAAGAAGUAUUUUGUACCUUACAACACCGGUCGAACUAUUUGUACAGCAUCCAAAAAAUCCAAAAAAAAAAAAAAACUUUUUGAAAUGUUUUAAUAGGAAAACAAUAUUGAAUUUUUAGUGUUCAGUGGUUUGUGUUGAAGUCACCCAGGAACGGCAGGUUACAUGUGGACAGUGUGUUUCAUGGCGUAAAAUGUAUUGAUCUCGCUCACCCCGAAAUUUCGUUUGGCAAAUCAGUCAGGGAAUUAAGACACAUGUGUGAAACCGGUAUUGAUUAGAAUACGAUGACGAUUUUGUAUCAUUUCGUCUCGCGUUACGUCAGUCAGACACUUCAGACGAGUAGUGCGAAAACCUCUGGAGUUUCUCGAAUCCACGAAGGUCUUUCCUAGUAAGUGAUCUCCGUCUCAAAGUACCAAGCCUUGGGUAGUAUUUCUUGAAUAGCGAUUACGAUUUGAAGCGUAGUCAUUCAUCAGUGCUAUGUAUCAUUUAAACCUCCAAAAUAUUGUUUACUGUUCUAUAGCCAUUUUACAAGCUUCUGGGGCAUUCACACUAUGUAUAAGAUUUUGUUUUUUCAAGACAUUUUUGUUGUUAUUGUUCAGCAUCCAAAAGAAGUCUGCGAAAAGGCUUCCAUUUUUGUUGCAAAGAAGCUUUUUUUUAUAUAUAUACAUGUGUAUUCUUCUGGGGGGAAAAUAAUACGACCAUACAUUCCACUAUGAAAUUAUUGUAAUUUCGUGAUAUCAUGAUUUUCAUUCCUUUUGUUUUGUCUCUUUCUUUUUUUUUCUCAUAUUUACCAACAUCUCCCUUCCUUCCCUCCCUCCUCCCCAGGCUUACUGAAAGCUGAUGUUUCCUGGAUCCGGUGCUUGAUAGAGUUAGUCGAGCUUGCAGCUGGUAUAAUGUGCUUCAGUGGUCCCGGCUGGCUGGUGGACAUGCCCCCUGCGGGGUGGCCGGCUCUCUCUCUCUCUCUCUCUCUCUCUCUCUCUCUCUCUCUCUCUCUCUCUCUCUCUCUCUCUCUCUCUCUCUCUCUCUCUGUCUGUCUGUCUGUCUGUCUGUCAUUCCGUCGACUGCUCUCUCUGUAUGUCUAUGCCUGUAUUUAUGUGUACAUAUAUACACUUUUCUUUCUGUACAACCCUCCCCAUUUCCAACUUUCUCCAUCCUCCGUAUUCCUUUCUCCCCCCCGUCCGCCCUUGCCUCUUUCUCUCUCUCUCCGGGAGUCGCGUCAGCCGCAAGGAAUGGCUCGACAGCCUCGGGAUUUUUUAUUUAGUCAUACGUGAUCACUAAGAUUAAGUAACGGCUGUGCCAAUGACAUAACUUAAUCAAUUUUAUACUUCGCUAUACCAAGCUGUAUUAUAAUAAUAAUAAACAGGUCACCGAUUUUGGAGUAUCUGGAGGUAUAUCUUUACUGAAUAAAGAUAGCAAGAAAUAAAAAAAAAACAAAGACACAGGAGAUAAAGACUAUCGUUUCGUAAUUAAGUUUUCGUUGAUAAAAGACGAAGAAAGUAAAAAAAAAAAAAAAAGAGAGAAAAUCAAUACUUUCUCUCUUUUUCUGUUCCCUAUUUCUCCUAAAGUAAUAAUUCCAAAGAAAGAAGAAAUCCAAAAAUUCAGAAUUAAAGGCCUUUUAGCGACCGGAAACGACAGUCGAUCUCCUGAAACGGUCAUCCAAUUCUGUCAUUUUUAGACACGUUGCUCUUAUACUCCAGAGUUAAUAAGACAGUUCUGUAUGAGUGCUAAAUACAUGCGUGUGUAUAGGUCACUGUGCUCUACAUAAUCUUAAUUAUAUACUGAUUUUCUGCUUUUGCCAUUUAUCAAUGUUAUCGACAGUGUCUGUGAGUCUAGCUUUUAAGUUACACAUCAUCAUUAUAUAUGUAUAUUAUAUAUAUACUUCGGUUGUUGAUUUAUUUGAAAAUCUGUUAUAUAUAUUUUUUCCUUUUUUUCUUUUCUACAGUUGAUGCAUUUAUUUGAUUUUUAAUGACAUUAUUUAUCCGAUGUUACCUAGUCAAUUGCCUCUGGCCGAGAGCACGAGGAAAUAAAAUGUUUUAUACUGAA